Cherax quadricarinatus is the source of this 2877-nucleotide messenger RNA. The record is from RefSeq and is a predicted model, not a curated record. Lineage: Eukaryota; Metazoa; Arthropoda; Malacostraca; Decapoda; Parastacidae.
GUCUCCAUGUCAGACAUACUUUAAAAGCCAGCACUGACGUACAUGUUGUCAGCCCAGAAGACCUACAUCGUGCAUAACUGGUGCAAACAAUAUCUGUGAGACUUACAGGAAAACUGUACAUGAUGAUGAUGGCUAUGGAAAAAGAAGUUAAUUGUUAAGUGGUGAUCGAAGUCUUGAAAAAAGAGACAUGUGUGAAUAGGGGAUAACGGGAAGAAGGGAAUGUUUGUAUAGAACUGAUCACAUGACAGAAAAAUGAACUACGUAUUAAAGGUGAUGAAAAGAGGGUACGGAAAUAAUUUUCUUCAAUAUCAAUGAAGCUAUAUUUAAUUACAAGUGUAUGAGAGUAAUUCGAUUUUUUUUAUUAGCAGCGAGGUGUUAGCGUGAUCAAUUUAUUUGUGCAGCUGAGAAGGGAUCCAGAAUCAAGAACUCUGGGACGAUGUGUCACACUGUACGAGGACACAGAUACCUGUGAAUCAAUGGCAGAGUGUCGAAAUUUAGAAGAGAUCAUAUUAUUGGUGGAUUGAUACAGUGUGCACAGUGUAGUGGAAGAAAAGUCUGUCCUGUGAGUGGGAACAAAAACCACUGAAGAAUCUUAAGAGAAACACUGUGUUCGCUCGUUCAUUAUGUCUCUCAACUACACACAACAUGAGCACCGCGCAGGACCCCUGCCGAAGCCUUCACGACCAGUGUCUUCGAGGAGGCAGAGUGAGUCUGAGGAGCACAUGUAUAAGGCCCGCUACGACUACGAGGCGGCCAGGGAAGGUGACCUCAGUUUCACGGAAGGGGACAUACUCGAGAUCAUCGGUCCUCUAGUGGGAACCUGGUGGCUGGCGCGCAACACCCGCACCGGCCAGGAAGGCUAUAUACCUUAUAACUUCAUCAAAAAGAUAGCUGGCAUAAGCAACUCAGAAUCUUCAGUGUCUGAGCAGGGAAGGGUGUUCACAGCCCAGCGCGACUACACGUCUACCUUCCAGGGUGCUCUCGCCUUCAGCAGGAACGACAAGAUCGAAGUGUUAAAGGAAAAGGAUGACAAUUGGGUGUUUGGUCGUUUGGUGGACAAUGGGCUGGAGGGACUAGUUCCUCGUUCCUUCUUAACCCAAGAUGACGCCUUGGCCGAUGCUCCGUGGUACUACGGGGUGACCAGCAGAGAGAAGGCUGAGGUAGUGCUCCAGCAGCCUCACAACCAGUCUGGUAGCUUCCUCGUCAGGGACUCAACCAUGGCGCCCGCCGGAUACUGCCUCUCUGUGUUGUGCAACAAAGCGGUGAAACACUACCUGAUGCACCUCAACGCCAGGGGUGGAGUGUACAUCUCUCAGCAGGUUAUGUUCGACACCGUCAGUGAACUCAUACAAUACUACCAGACUCACGACGGCCUGGGUACUGUACGACUUAGCACACCUUGUGAGAGUGAGCCUGUGACCCUCAUUGGUGGCGAAGGUCAGUGGGAGAUCACUCGCUCGUGUUUAGUGCCGACAGGAGAGGUGCUGGGGGAGGGUCAAUUUGGACAAGUCUACAAGGCACUAUGGAACAAGGCCACCCCUGUCGCUGUUAAAGAGAUGAAGCAUGGGCGCGGCACCCCCCACGACCUGAGCACGCUGCUGAGCAUGGCAGAGAUGAUCAUCUCUGGCAUGAGCUACCUUGAGGGCGAGAAGGUGAUCCAUCGUGACCUGGCUGCCAGGAACAUCCUCGUCGGGAACGAUUUACAAGUGAAGAUCGCCGACUUUGGUCUGGCUAGGUUUAUUAAGGAUGACUUCUACUUGCGUCGCUCCAACGUCAAGUUCCCCGUCAAGUGGACGGCCCCUGAAGCCCUCAUCAACAACUUGUACACCAGCAAGUCUGACGUCUGGUCCUUCGGUAUCCUCCUCUACGAGAUCUUCACCUAUGGUGGAAAUCCCUAUCCUGGUGUCAGUGGGAAGGAAGCGCGAGACCUCAUUCAGGACGGGAAAGUGAACCGUCAGCCUCGUGAGUGUCCAGACGACGUGUACAGCGUUAUGACAGCCUGCUGGAAAAUGAACCCACACGAGCGACCGUCUUUCAUCGAACUCAGAACUAUGGUCAACACAAUCAAGGAGCGAGUGCGCGCUUUCUAGCAAGAACAUCUUGAUCUCUGAAGCAACGUCAACCAUCCCUCGUCGGUUACCGUACCUCUGACCGACAACUGUAUUUCGUGAUUAUCGAAUUACUAUUCCAUUCAAGGGGAUGCCCUGAUGCUGGAGAAAGGGUCUCUAUCUAAGGAAAAGGAAUUGGAAUUACCUUCCCCUUCCUUGAUUACUUCUCAUUCCCCAGGCCCUGUAUUACUCAUUGUAUUAGUCACUAUUCCAAAUCAAUAUGGAACACAAGGGUUAGAACCCAGACAGCAGGUCUAUGAGUGAGGUCAUAGAUACAAUAUCUAAUAUCUUAGGCAAUAUCUCCGGAAACAUGUAUACAUUUCUGUUAUCUUGUGGCUUAGUUAACUGGCAGACUUUUUUUUUUAUAGUGGUGGGUUGGUACAUGACAGUACAAGUAAAAUAAAUAUAAAUAGGUCGAUGUAUGAUAGAGAAGUGUUACCGCUUUUAAGUAAUCCAUGAACUAAAUAUAUUAAACUGAGAUACAGAUCUCAGCGUGGCUGAGACAAUGAUUACCUCAAUUUCCUCCUCGUCUUCCAACUUUCUCUGCAUGGGACUGAAGAAGCCACUGGCUGGCGAAACGUUUCGAGGAUAAAGAUACCCAAAUAUUGGAGAAAUGUCUCCUACUCCGAGGAAGUGACCCAGCAAUGUCACCACUCUCUCAUUCAUCACCUCAACAACUUCCCGUACAUAACUGCGUGCUGCAUGUGUCAUGUAUUGAUAAGCUUGUCACUAAACGAAGUGCUAUUUCUAAAUAAAUGUUUUGUCUGCA